AUGUUCCAAUUACAAGGCCCACAACUGCUGCAGAUGCUAGAGAAAUCCUUGAGGAAAUGCCUCCCUGAGUCUCUAAAGGUGUAUGGGACUGUUUUCCACAUGAACCAGGGAAACCCAUUCAAGCUAAAGGCCCUGGUGGACAAGUGGCCUGAUUUUAGUACAGUGGUUGUCCGCUCUCAGGAGCAGGAGAUGGUUGAUAACUGGGAUCAUUACACCAAUACAUACCAAAUCUACUCCAAGGACCCCAAUAACUGUCAAGAAUUGCUUGUUUCACCAGAAGUCAUCAAUUGGAAACAGCAUUUGCAGAUCCAAAGUUCCCAAUCCAACCUCAAUGAGGUGAUACAAAAUCUCGCAGCCAGGAAAUCCUUCAAAGUCAAGCACACAGAGCGCUUUCUCUAUGUGGAACCUGACACUGUAAAGAAACUGAUUCCUUCCUUGUUGGAUGUAAAGAACUUACCACCUGGUGGUGGCAAACCCAAAGCCAUCAAUCAAGAAAUGUUUAAACUCUCAUCCCUGGAUGUUACCCACGCUGCCCUGGUGAAUAAAUACUGGCAUUUUGGUGGCAAUGAGAGGAGCCAGAGAUUCAUCGAGCGCUGUAUACAGAACUUCCCCACGUUCUGUCUGCUGGGGCCUGAGGGGAACCCUGUGUGCUGGGACCUGAUGGACCAGACAGGAGAGAUACGGAUGGCAGGCACCCUGCCUGAGUACCGGAAGCAGGGCCUCAUCUCCUAUAUCAUCUAUAUCCAGACCCAGGCUCUAAACAAACUUGGCUUCCCCAUAUAUUCUCAUGUUGACAAGAAUAACAAAAUUAUGCAGAAAAUGAGUUACAAUUUGCAUCAUAUCCGCAUGCCCUGUACUUGGAACCAGUGGAACUGUAUGCCUCUGUGA
This is a messenger RNA of Pipistrellus nathusii (Nathusius's pipistrelle), 888 nucleotides long. NCBI's taxonomy places the organism in Eukaryota, Metazoa, Chordata, Mammalia, Chiroptera, Vespertilionidae. The record is from the annotation of a GenBank genome assembly.